AACACAAUGCAUUCAUGAGCAUUUCAACGACAUUUGAAUAUGAAUACAACUGCGUGUUGUCAAACCCACUCUCAAAAUAUACACAAAGAAAUUUAAAAAUUGCACUCAAGAACGACCUAAAAAGUUAGCCUUGUAGAAUGGGUGACGGUAGCUGCGUCCGAUCUUCUCUUAUUGCCGUCAAUGUUUUAUUUCUGCUUGGUGGAUUGGCCAUUCUUGGGUUGGGGAUCUGGGUUCAAGUGGAGAAAGGUGAUUAUGUUGCUCUAGCUGACUCAGACACAGGUUUGACUGGAGCAAUACUUCUCAUCGCGGUUGGUUGUGUCACUUCUCUCAUAUCUGUUGUUGGUUUCAUUGGAGCAUUUAAGCGAAGUUCUUGCAUUCUGUGGAUUUUCUUUUCAGUUUUGAUGCUGAUUCUAAUCGUGCAAAUUAUUGCGCUUAUCUUGGGAAUGGUGUACAGAGAAAAGGUUGAAGACGAACUUCAUGAUGAUAUGAAGAAAACAAUCCAGGAAUAUAUGACCGAUAUUGAAGGAGUUACUAAAGCGUGGGACUGGGCACAACAAAAGUUUGAAUGUUGUGGGGUGGACAACUACACCGACUGGAGAAAAUCUAUAACGAAGUUCAAUCAACAAGGACGUCACGAUAUUGUUCCAGACAGUUGCUGUCGCGUUGAGAGUGAUAAAUGUGGAGACUUUUCGACGUCAUCAAAUCCCGGCAAGCCGCCGGGUGAUGUGAACCAGGAAAAAAUAUACACAGAUGGAUGUUUCACGGAACUCAAACAAUUCAUUAAGGAUCAUCUUCUAACUAUUGGAUUAGCAGCGCUUUUCUUUUUGAUCGUGGAGCUUUUUGUGAUCAUCCUGACAGUGAUAUUGGCCAAAAGUGUUGCAGGUGGAUCAGGAGUGGUAUAAUUCAUUAGAAAGCAUUAGUCUGUAAUUUUUUGAAACUUUAGCAUUGACAAUAGCAAGAUCAUGCUCAACCACUACUAUAACUACGUAUAUCAGUCACCGUAUCAAAACUAAAUAUGCUUCACACAUGACAAUGUAUUCUUAUGUUCUCAUAAUAAACCAAUGUAGCUGAGGUCAAGAGUGUGAUUCUAUGGUUUGAA
This is a messenger RNA of Dendronephthya gigantea, 1099 nucleotides long. Its product is annotated as CD151 antigen-like. The record is from RefSeq and is a predicted model, not a curated record. The coding region runs from base 138 to 902 and encodes 254 amino acids. Gene Ontology annotation, cellular component: membrane. Lineage: Eukaryota; Metazoa; Cnidaria; Anthozoa; Malacalcyonacea; Nephtheidae. The transcript is spliced from 8 exons.